GAUUUUUGGUCAUACAAUAAAGAAACGCAGCAAUUCAUUGUAAGCCCUGAACCGGAUGUUAACGUAGUGGAUCUGACGGACAAACAGCUGUGUUUGAUACUUGGCUCAGAUGGAGUGAGCACUGUGAUGAGAAACAAUCAACUGGUUCAGAUCGUGAGAACUUAUGAAAAACUGGGACCCAGCAAAGAUGGCCGAUUGCAGAAUCAUUCACGAUUGCUUUUGCGUUAUACGUUGCGAGCUUGGGGAACAAUGCGAGCUGAUAACAUAUCGCUUAUUACAGAUGGCCGAUUGCAGAAUCAUUCACGAUUGCUCUUGCGUUAUACGCUACGAGCUUGGGGAACAAUGCGAGCUGAUAACAUAUCGCUUAUUACAGUGAUUUUUGAUAAGCCAGAUACGGUGUUUCAAAGCACUGCAAUUUUGAACAGCGAUGAUAAUAUGAAUUUGGAUGCGGCGCUAACCGAAUACGAGAAUUCGGCCAUCGUCAUAGGGCCAGAACAUUGUCAACAGAUCGAAACACUGCCUAUUGAUCUCUUCUAUAUAGGUCUCACCGAUCCACUUCGUGCAGUUAUGGAAUAUAAGGGGCCUGGAUUUGUACGUGACAUUAAGAAAACGUUGGAUUACAUAGAAGUGCCAGUAGUACCAGCUGCAACACCUCGAAUUCUUAGUGUGUCAGAACUGCUGGCUUUGACGCGUCGACCUGAUAACGCAUGUGGAGUUGCUGUUGAGAAACCCAAGGAUGAAAGUAUAGCGGAAACGACGCAAGAACAUAAAAAAGACGAUGAGAACAUGAUAUGUGCCACAGUUGUAGUUGAUUUACAGGGAAAAAUUUCGACAAUUGACAAUAAUCCUACCAAUUCAGAGGUAUAA
Molecule: messenger RNA, 867 nt
Organism: Gongylonema pulchrum
Lineage: Eukaryota; Metazoa; Nematoda; Chromadorea; Rhabditida; Gongylonematidae
Source: the annotation of a GenBank genome assembly